Molecule: messenger RNA, 1604 nt
Organism: Branchiostoma floridae (Florida lancelet)
Lineage: Eukaryota; Metazoa; Chordata; Leptocardii; Amphioxiformes; Branchiostomatidae
Product: suppressor of cytokine signaling 2-like
Exons: 2
Coding region: 388-996 (202 amino acids)
Biological process (GO): phosphatidylinositol phosphate biosynthetic process; intracellular signal transduction
Cellular component (GO): phosphatidylinositol 3-kinase complex
Molecular function (GO): 1-phosphatidylinositol-3-kinase regulator activity
Source: RefSeq, a predicted model, not a curated record
UUAGCUAUAACGAUAUGCCAGGCUUUCCAAGAAUCGAUUGGAGUUCCCUCAGUGCGUUUCUUUACCAACGUUUGCCAUAUGUAUGCGCGUAAAAGGCCGACCGGUGGCGGGCGCACUGACGCCCAAUCACGCUUUUGACGUCGGCUUUACUUUCACUUAUACUGCUUUCUUGGAAGUCCCCGCUGGCGCGUGCAAAGAAAUGUUGGGUUGUCGCCUUAGCAGUGGAAGAAAUGUUUGACACGUGGAUUAUUGCACAAGCAGUUUCUGUCAGUUUAGUGUCAGGCAGUGGAGACCGUCCAUGCAUUUGAUCGCCAGCUAGCAGUGUGGAUAGCAGAACCUCCAUAUACCUGCAAACUGGCACCCUUGUUGCGACACCCACGCACUUCUAUGGAAUGCCUCCACCACACACACCGGAACAAGUGGGAAACUACGGUGGCUACCCGACAGGGCAUGACAACUACGGGCCUGGACAGGAGCACGGACUUCGAUCUUCAGAGACUAAGCCGGGCGGUGCACUUGCUGGAGGCUUGCGGGUGGUAUUGGGGCUCCAUGACGGGCGAAGAAGCAAAGAGAUUACUACGGUGGAAAGAAGUCGGGACUUUUCUACUUCGCGAUAGUAGUGACUCUGCUUACUUGUUCUGUAUCAGUGUGAGGACCGCCAGAGGCACAACAAGUGUUCGAAUCGACUACACCCCGGAAGGGAACUUUCGGCUGGAUUCGGACGGUAGCUCGCCCGAAUAUGACUGUGUAAUAAAGCUUGUUCACCACUACAUGAAGGACUCGAACGCGGAAAACCCCAAACAUUACUGGCUAGAGCCCACGGGGAGAAGGGCGAUCGCGGUGAAGUUUUCACGACCACUUGUCGGGAAGGUGACCGACCUGCAACACCUGUGUCGGACGGUGAUCAACAAGCAUACCCCCGAGGACCGCGUCACACAGCUUCCCUUACCGGAACGGCUCAAAACAUAUCUAAGAGACUACCCUUACGGACAAUAAUGAAAAGAUAUUAUUUUGCCAACUCAGAUGAACUUUCAUGCUAAUUAUAAAGAUAUGUUGGCAUAAUUGUGAAUUUCAGACAGUGAAAACAAGAUAGAGAACUUUUGAACUUCCAAAGAAUCCUGAAUUUUGCUGCUAAUACACGGUAAUAUACGUUGUACUUUGCUCUUCAACAUUAUAAUUUUGCCGGCAACAUUUAAUGAUCAUAAUUCAUAUGCCCUGCUGUAAAUAGCAGGGACUUUGAAAUGUGGCGUUCUUUGAUUGAAUCGCUCAAAAUUAAUCCGUAUCUUCACGGCUGCAAUAACAACUAUCAUUUUCAUAACUAGACGGCAAAUAAAAUGACCAUGACCAAACGGCACAGUGAAAGCUUCUUUGUAUUGCAUUUCAUCGCUAUAUACUAAAAAUCGGCAGGGAACUCUGAGCGAGGGGAUAUCCGUAUGUCUUUGUUGUCAGCUUUGUUUUGCUUUUUUCCCGAAUGUAGUCUCAGUUAGCUCAGGUCUAUACUGUACAUGUGUGAGACAUAUGUAGCAUGCUAGCUUAUAACCGGUACAUACUUUUAUACCUCUUUCUUCUUACUCCACCGUGAAAAUGAUAACAUCUUCUCGAAA